AUCUUUAUUUAGAAAUAUUUGAAAUAUACAGGCCUCAUUCUACUGGUCAUUUCCUACGUCAAUCGAUUGCAGGUGUCAUUCGAUUUUCUAUAGAUUUACAGGUUAGUUUCUUGUAACGGUAUAUAUAAAUUUAUACACGUUAGUAUUUUACUUGUAUAGUUUAAUAUAUAUUAAGAGUAUAGUACUAUAUAAUGGUAUAAGUUGACUUUUUGUGCAUUUUAUAUUAAUAAAGGUCGAGAGUAACAUUAACGGAAACUUUUUUAAGAUAUGUAUAUAAAUAUUCUACUAUGUAAAGAGAGUAAAGGUAUUCUCUUUGUUUGUCCUUGAUCAUACUAAUGUUAUUAUUAUAUUAUUAUAGUAUUGUAGAUUCCUUAUUCAUUUUGACUCCCCCAUACCCUUCAGCCCCCUCUUUUUAUUCUGUUUACAAUUUACCUUAUAUAAAGCCAAUUCUCGUUUUUGUACCCGAAAAUACAACUUCUUUUUGAAAGAUUCAAGUAAAAAUAGAUAUUUUUACCCUUUCUUAUUCAUCUACUAUACAGUAAUAUAGGACAAUUAGACACAUGUAUAUAUAAUUUGAACUUGAAUCAAUUUGUGGUUAACCAAGUAAGGAUAUUUAUAAUCGUUAAUAAUUACUUAAUUCUGUACUGUGUUAACCUCUAGUUAAGGCGGAUGUGUGUGCAUUGGAAAUGAUUUGUUAUGAAGAGAGAGAAUAGAUGGUUUCUGUAUUUUAUAUUAUAUAUUUUAUAUAAGCGUAUGCCAUGUAUUUCAUAUGACUAGUUUAAGCUAUAUAAAUAAAUACCUUAUAGACAUAUAUAUAUAUAUAUAUAUAUAUAUAUUGAUAACAGUACGAAAGUACGAUAUUUUAACUGCUAUUUAGGCGAGUUUAUGCUUUAACGGCUACUAUUUAAUGAUUUUUUUAUAGGAUAUUUAAAUGAACAGAUUUUGCAACCAUCCAGUUCGUAAUCCAUAUGUUAAACAUAUGUCCAACCUAUAUAUAAUUAAUUAUAAACCUUUUUUUCCUCCAGUAUAGAACAUGGCUGAUAAAGAGUUUAUUGAUAGCGCCUUAAAGGCUCAUAACGACUACAGGAAGAAGCACUCUGCACCUCCUCUUAAACACAACAAAGAAAUCUCGGCAAUCGCUCAGAAAUGGGCAAACGAAUUGGCUAAAAAGGAUGCUUUUCAACACAGUCAAGAUAGGGAGUACAAGGGUGGCAAGAUGGGAGAGAAUAUUGCCAUGAAGUGGACAUCAUCUGGCGAUGAUUAUACAGGACCCGAGCCAGUUAGUCAAUGGUACGAUGAGGUUGAACGCUAUAAUUAUAGUACAGGCUCCGGACCAAGUACUGGCCACUUUACACAAGUUGUAUGGGUAGGUAGUAAAGAAGUUGGUUUUGGAAAGGCAAAGAGUUCGAGCGGAAAAUGGUUGGUUGUAGCCAAUUAUUAUCCAGCUGGAAAUUUUAUUGGACAAUAUAAGGAGAACGUUCUGAAACCAGGUACAAGAUCAUCUAGUAAAAAAGCUGGUAAAUCGAAAAAAGACUGCACAAUUAUUUAA
Dimorphilus gyrociliatus is the source of this 1549-nucleotide messenger RNA. The record is from the annotation of a GenBank genome assembly. NCBI's taxonomy places the organism in Eukaryota, Metazoa, Annelida, Polychaeta, Dinophilidae.